This is a messenger RNA of Danaus chrysippus (African queen), 309 nucleotides long. NCBI's taxonomy places the organism in Eukaryota, Metazoa, Arthropoda, Insecta, Lepidoptera, Nymphalidae. The record is from the annotation of a GenBank genome assembly.
AUGGCAGAAGACGGAGAUAAUGUACCUGUGAUGACUGUUAAAGAACCUCUCGACUUAAUUAGGUUGAGUUUGGAUGAGCGAAUUUACGUUAAAAUGCGUAAUGAACGCGAACUACGCGGGAAGCUUCAUGCCUAUGAUCAACAUUUGAAUAUGGUAUUGGGAGAUGCAGAGGAAACAAUAACGACAGUUGAAAUUGAUGAAGAAACAUAUGAAGAGGUUUAUAGGACAAAUAAGAGAAAUAUUCCAAUGUUAUUUGUAAGAGGCGAUGGAGUCAUACUAGUGUCCCCUCCAGUUAGAGUUGGGGUUUAA